Molecule: messenger RNA, 3317 nt
Organism: Tachysurus fulvidraco (yellow catfish)
Lineage: Eukaryota; Metazoa; Chordata; Actinopteri; Siluriformes; Bagridae
Product: afadin- and alpha-actinin-binding protein-like
Exons: 12
Coding region: 1176-2552 (458 amino acids)
Source: RefSeq, a predicted model, not a curated record
ACGCGCCUGCUGUCCGUGGCCACAAGGCGCAGACGCUCAGUUUAUCUUCAGCGCAGUUUCUCCGUCGAUCAGCUGUUGAAGUCUAUAUGCGUAAAAAUGCGUCGUUGUUUUCCUGCUUUUCUGCAGACUGCGUGUGAAAUCUCCGUCGCUGUCGUCUGCUCCAGGCUGGUGGAUCAUGCUGUGGUUCUCCGUUGCUGAAAAAAAAAAACAAGUAUGUGAAUGCAUCAUAAUUCAUAAACGACCAUAGACUCUUUAGUCAAAUUGCGCAAGAUGCUUGGUGACAUCAACACGUUGCUAGUUAGUGUUUAAAUAAUAAUAAACUGUAAAUGUUCUGUUUUUAGAGGUUUGUAGGCUAUGUCGCAGAAUCUGGUCUCGUUUUCAUGUUCUCCUUGACCUGAUUUUUGGGGAUGAACACGCACAUCUCACAUGUUCGUGUGGGUUAACGGCGGGAUUUUUUUUUUUUUUUUUUUUUUUUUUUUUUUUGCGCAUUUUUAUUAUUUUUGCGCCACACGUUUUAAUCUGUAAAAAAUGCUGUGCUGACUUCUUCCAGAUCAGUUUGUGCUAUACAUGUCUUCUUGUAACUGACAUUUUAAAUGCUGUGCUUGUUUUUAACCUAUCUUUUUUUGUGCUUGACAGAGCAUUAACUCCACCAUCACUUAAUUAUUGUGUCUUGGAUUAAUGUGGAUGUACGACUUUGGUACACUGAAGCCUGAGACAAUAACAGGUUCAUUGUUUGGUAAUAUAAUGCUAGAAUAUUCUUAUAAAUACUGUGCAUCUGGAACAUCUGUACACAUGCUGGUUCAUGUAGUUAUUGUAUAAGCUGAUGGUGUGACGUGGUGUCAGAUACAGGUCAAGAGCUUCACAUAGUGUUGAUGUUUGACGUGACCUCAAGGUCUGAAGUUUUGUGCAAGCUGAGAUGAACCACAGAAAUGGAAAUGGCUUGUUAGGAUUUUAAACAACAAUCUCAGAUUGCACAAAACUUCAGACCUUAAGGUGGAUGAGCUACAACAGCAGAAGACCACGUCGGGUUCAACUCCUUUCAACCAGGAACAGGAAUUUCCCAUCUAUCAUGGCCACAGACUCGUCAUAAAAAAAAAAAAUCACCUGGAUAUUUUCCUGUUUUUAGCUGCCCAGUGUCGGUGAAUCUUGGCCUUGUAGAAGACAUAAAUCUCACGAUGCCUCCAGCGAGACCAUACAGCCAAGCUAUAAGACCUCCUCUGCCUUUUAGAGCUUACAGCGGUUCCAGUGUCUUCUGUACAGAGGAAAAUGUCUCCGAGUGCAUGCAAUACAUUGAUAAGGAGCUUUUAUCGUUGGGUUUGCCAUCGAUCUUCUACGACUCAAAUAGAAAUCAAGAACUUGAUAUCGUUUUGACUCUUAACAACUUGUAUGAUCUUCUGCAGCUCAAUCACUUUGCUGUCGGAAACGUGGACGAACAUGAAGCGGCACGGCUUAAGGACCAGCUUGAACUUUCCAUGAAAGAAAAUGGCAAAUUAUGUCAACGAGAACAGCAGUUAGAAAAUAAUAUAAAGGCUUUACAAAGAUCUUUGAAAAAUGAAAAAAAGGAGGUUCAGAAGCUUCGGAACAUCAUUGCAAGCCGUGCGACACAGUACAACCACAGCAUGAAGAGGAAAGAAAGAGAGUUCAACAAGCUUAAAGAGCACCUCAAUCAGUUACUUACAGACAAGAAGGACAUGAAACAGAGGAUGGAGGUGUUGAAAUAUUUUGAGAGGUCAGAUGACAGUCCGAGGAAAACUGGAAGAGCAGAUACAAGACAUGAAAGUGAAGUGUGCAGGACUCUUCUGAAUGAGUUUGAUAAACGCCAAAGGGAGCUGAUGUUGGAAAAUUUUGAGCUGAAAAAAGUGCUCCAGCAAAUGAAACAGGAAAUGGUGGUGAUGUUAAGUCCAAAGGACCACUUUCAGAAACAGGAGAAAUUCUCUGAAUUCACAGAUCAGCAAUUAGCUGAUGAAGAAGAGACGUCUUUUAAUGGGACUUUAGAGAUGUCAUGUGAGCACGCUCGUGAGAAGCUUACCAACAGCAUUCGGCAACAGUGGAGAAAACUGAAACAUCAUAUGGAAAGCCUUGAUAAUAAAGCAUUUGUUUUGCAGUCAGGAAAAGGGGUCAGUGAGGAGAUGAUUUCUAAGCAGGUCCAUCAGGAAGAAACAGAGAAACUCAAAAUGGAGAUCCAGCAAUGCAUGGACUUUAUUCAAACUCAGCAGCAGCUCCUGCAGCAACAGCUAAAUACUCAGUGUGAUGAAGAGACUGCAGCCGUCCUGAACGACUGCUACAUGUUAGAAGAGAAGGAGCGCUUGAAAGAGGAAUGGAUGACUUUUGAGGAGCAGAGGAAGAACUUUGAAAUGGAAAGGAGGAGUUUCACAGAGGCAGCUAUCAGAUUGGGGCAUGAGAGGAAAAUGUUUGAGGAAGAUCGUGCAACCUGGCUAAAACAUCAGUUUUUGAACAUGACGUUCACUGAGCAGAUGAGGUCACAUAACGUCAUAUCAGAAUAUUCUGGUCAAGAACAGAAACACAUAUCGGCUCCUAAAACGCCACUCUAGCAUUGCGAAUAAAAGGCUAGCGAGGUCAUCCAAGGGACGUACAAACUGCACAGAAGACCUUGAUCGAACAAGAGCGAACAUAUAGAGUGAUUAUAGGGUGUUAUUUAUCUCACGGAUUCAUGUGGCAUUGGCAAAGGUGGUUUACAUUUGGCAUUCGGUGUCAUGCUUUGCUAUGGUUUUGGUAAGGUAGAGUAUGAUCUUUAGGAGAAGCUGCAUAAACAAACACCUUGUUCGUUUACUGUUUUUAAUGAACCACAGUUCUAUAUGAUAGAAGAAAUAAUUCCCAUUCAAAUGCUUUGGUCACAUUGUACAACAUGUGCAACAAUUUAAUGCUUAAGUGCAAAGCAGUAACUUGCGUAUCUUGUUCAGUGCAAACUGUUUACAUAUUAUUAACUAAUUAUUAAUAUGAUUUUAAAGGCUCUUUGAAGGCUAGGAACUACCAUAUAAAAUAGUUAAAGAGAGAGACAUCUUUGUGAGCAUACAUCACUUAAACUCACUCAUUUUUCUGUUGGCUCAUUAAUAUACAGUAGGAAUUGUUUGCGAUAUAAUUUGAUUUAUAAUUCACUUAUUUCAGCUUUAAGCUCAUCAAAUAUAUUCAUAUUUUCUGUGUUUAAGAUGCAUUUUAGUGUUUAUAGUAAUCUCCUUUAUUAGUUGAACUUUUACUGAUAAGUUCUUUAAAAUGUCUAGAGCACAGUUCCUAUGAAAAGUUGAAGAAAUAAUCAUAUGGUUAUACUAAAAAAUAAACUUGUUUUUUUUUAAUUGGUA